CCGGUCAGACACCGGCACCGGAGCGCUUGGAGGACGGGGGCCGGCUAGCACUGGAGGAAGCGCAGGCUUGGCUGCGGGCUCUGUCCGCCCUCCAGGGCUUGCCCCUCGGUACCCCCAGCCCGACGCUGGCAGCAGAUUCGGGGCGCGCCUUCGGGCAGCUGCAGCGCACGGAGAUGUUCCCGGCUACUGCUGGGACGGGCUGGGUCCCUAAAGCGCUCAGCCCCCGCGGUUUCUGCCUCCUUUCGGGCGGCCCCCGGACCCGCGGGGCUGGCUGAGCCCGGCUGCGCUGCCCCGACGGCCGCGCCGCUCCCGCCGGCUCCGCGCUCCGCCUCGGCGGGACGCGCCGCUGCUCCGCCGGCCUUGCCCCUCUCGGGGGGCCUGAGCAGCCCCCCGCCCUUCGAGAGACAGCAACGGGACAAAGUUAAAAACAAAAACAAAAAACAACCCUCCCCCAAAAAACCAAACCCUCAGUGAUACAGAGCCAUGAGCGCGGGGCUGCGGAUCGGGAGCCACGGUUUAACACCCCUGCACACAGACAUUGCCAAAGAGGCUUUUUCCUCCAAAGCUGCGAAAUUCCCGGCACACUGCAGAGCCUCAGAAAGCCAGUUUGCAAUGGGAGGGCUGCAGAGGCGGCUGCCUCCCCCGGCCAAGGCAGGCCGGUCAGGGGCUCCCCGCAGCCGGACCGCUCGGCCGGCCGGCCCGUGGGCAGGGGAGCGCCCAGCGUGCGCGGAAAGGCGGCGGAGGCGGUGGGAGGGGGGUAGGGUUUAAUUCUUCUUAACUGUCAUACUUUAAUGGGGAUGGAAAAUGUGAAUUUUCUGUGCAUUCCAGGAACAAUUCCUUGGGGUGGUGACCUUUAGCACCGAUUCUCUGAAGACAGGAAAGUAGUCGAGUGUUUAUCUGGAUGACUGAAAGCUUUCCCUGGUGGAAGUUUAUGGAAGUGUUAAAAGGGGCGGAUAACACGGGCUUUGGAGGCGCUUGUCCAAUGAUCUGGAGGGGCUUGGAGAGCAGAUCUCAGCUGGCAGACAUUUAAAUGGGAGACAGCUCGGCGCUGCUGCAAUUUGUAGGCAGGACCCGACAUUCUCUCUCUCUAUGGACUCCCGGGCAGCUUCGGGCUCCCACGCCACCCGCUCCACCGAGUGACCCAUCGCUCAGAGCCCCGCAGAGCCCCAGCCCGCGCCGAGGAGCCGCCGAGCCGAGCCGAGCCGAGCCCCGCCGCCGCGCAGGAUGGUCCGCACGCUGUAUGCCCUCGGUGCCCUGUUUCUCCUGAUGGGGUUUCUGCUGCCAGCGGCCGAAGGCAGAAAGCGGAAUCGUGGAUCUCAGGGCGCUAUCCCUCCUCCUGUCAAGGAUCAGCCCAAUGAUUCGGAGCAGAUGCAGACACAGCAGCAGUCAGGCUCCAGGCACCGGGAGCGAGGGAAGGGCACCUCGAUGCCUGCCGAGGAGGUGCUGGAGUCCAGCCAGGAGGCGCUGCACAUCACCGAGCGCAAGUACCUGAAGCGGGACUGGUGCAAAACCCAGCCCCUCAAACAAACUAUCCACGAGGAGGGCUGCAACAGCCGCACCAUCAUCAACAGGUUCUGCUAUGGCCAGUGCAAUUCCUUCUACAUCCCCAGGCACGUCCGUAAAGAAGAAGGCUCCUUCCAGUCUUGUUCCUUCUGCAAGCCCAAGAAAUUCACCACUAUGACUGUUACACUCAAUUGCCCCGAGCUUCAGCCCCCAAGGAAGAAAAAAAGAAUCACCCGGGUUAAGGAGUGCCGGUGUAUAUCUAUUGACUUGGACUAAGUGGAGAAAAAGUAGCAAUUGCACUCUGACUGUAUGCAAUCACCGCCGUUGUGAGAGUGAGUGGCAUGAACUAGCCUACCUUCAAGGCUGGGCAAAACUGAAAGGGACCUAGUGAAUUACCUAAAACAAGAAAAAACCCCCCCAAAAGAAAGAAAAAAUUAAUGUAAGGAAAGGGCAUGCAUGUGUGUGUGUGUAAGGGAGAAAAUGGAGAUAUGGAUGAGCAAAUGCAUGAAUGUUCACUACAAAAAAAAAAAAAAAAGAAACCAAAACAAACCAACAAACAAAAACAGCGUUUGAGACAUUAAAAAACCCCUAAUUACCCAUAGCCAUGAAUUAGGUUUCCGAAUUCAUGUGUAUAUUCACAAUUUUGCCGCUUGCUGGGAAAGUGGAGCUGUGGCUUUUGCGAAUGUUCACCUUUGUGCUAUUUGCUUUUACUGUAUUACGUGAAACAUCAAAGCCAGAGGACAAUAUAUUUCAAAGCACGAAUCUAUUCUUAUAUAAGAAAUAGACAAAGAGCAAUUUCAAGUGUAGCACAGCCAUCACUGAAAAUAGAAGCUGUGUUGAGAGUUUGUAACACGCUUCUUCAAUAAAAGAGCUGCAAUCCAAAAUCCAUGUCUGGAGAACAAUGGGGGGAUGUGGGAGUGCUGAAAAGUCAAUAUAGGUGGAUGGGAAACAGAUCUACAGCAACUUAGA
Zonotrichia leucophrys gambelii is the source of this 2472-nucleotide messenger RNA. It is a transcript of the gene GREM1, whose product is annotated as gremlin 1, DAN family BMP antagonist. The record is from RefSeq and is a predicted model, not a curated record. Gene Ontology annotation, molecular function: receptor ligand activity; BMP binding. Gene Ontology annotation, biological process: animal organ morphogenesis. The transcript has 2 exons. NCBI's taxonomy places the organism in Eukaryota, Metazoa, Chordata, Aves, Passeriformes, Passerellidae. Bases 1225 to 1779 code for a protein of 184 amino acids.